Molecule: messenger RNA, 1023 nt
Organism: Babesia bigemina
Lineage: Eukaryota; Apicomplexa; Aconoidasida; Piroplasmida; Babesiidae
Exons: 10
Coding region: 1-1023 (340 amino acids)
Source: RefSeq, a predicted model, not a curated record
AUGUGGCCCUUUUGGCGCCUGGCGUUGCUCGCGCUGCACAUCGCCAACGUCUCCCCGGCCGACGCCGCGGCAUCGCGCCAGCAAACCACGUUUUGGCCGAGCGCCUUGCCCGGUCUAAGCCAGCCCGAGGCUACCCUGGAGUCGCUUCACCUGGGCCCUGACGACAUACUCACAGUUUCACCCGAAGUGGACGCACGCGCCGAGUCGUCUGCGCUGUCUAAUGCAAUCAGCUCCGCCCCGCGCCCGCUCAGUGUCGUUGUGCUUUCGGACUCUCCCGGCGAACUUGAGAAACUGCGUUCCGAUGUGGAGAGCGUGUUGCGUUUAACGCGCGAACGGCAAGUGGACGCCAGGGAUCUCGGCGUGACUCCACCGGAGAUCUCGGUGAAGCCGCCGAAGAGUUCACCUCAGACGGACACCACCUCCAGAUUGCAAAUACUGUCUGUGCACUAUCAGCGCUACACCAGCAGCAUCCCUACGCUGUUGGUGUAUCUGCUGGCGGUUCCACAUGCGUGCAAAUUCCUCUACUCCGGGCGUGCGAUGGCACGUAAGCACAUCCCGCUGGUGAACACGUUCUCGGUCUACUUCAUCGUGUUCAACCUUCUGGCGCCGCUUUUUGGCGAGGGCCUGGUGCACUCAAUCUGCUGCAGUCUCGCUGCGAAUUUCGCGUACAGACAUGCGGAAGGAACCCAUCGGCUGGGUAUGGAAGCGUGGUUUAUCGUGUUUGAGAUCCUCUGCGUCUGCGGCAUAUUCGCCAACGUUUCUUACCGCAUCGGAUUGGGGUUGCUGCACCUGGUGGUUGGCAGAGCCCACGUGCCAAUUUGGGUCUCCGUCUGUCUGCCGGUGCUGUACCCCCUGCACAUGCUACUGGUGUCAUCGGUGUGUGAUGCGUCGUUCGGCAUUCACAACGCGCAGCUGAUACUGGCGGCUCUGAUCAAGGUUGUGCCCACCUACUUCGCCCAGGAGCUAGUGCUGGCGUGCUCGUCGCUGUACAUCAUCCUGUCGGGUACCAACAGGCGUUCAUAG